AUGAGCAACAAUAAUAAUCAACGUUAUGGCCUAAGAACUCGAAAAACCAACCCAGAUUAUAGAGAUAAUUUUAGAAGAAGUAAUCUAGACAAUAACACUCUAAAUCGUAGAAGAUCCAGUAACAAUAAUCAAAGAACUCAAGUAGAAAAUGAAGACAAAAUAUAUUCGGAAAUGUUGUCAAACAUUUAUCAGCCUUUUAAAUCUGAUAAUAAUGUACUAGAAUUCACACCACCACAAUCCACAAGUUUUUCUAGACCAGGCAUUAAAAUGAUGAUUUGUGGAAAUGUUAAAUUAAGAAUAAAAUAUCGAGACAAAGAACUUAAAAUCACGACAAAAUUAUUUACUAGAUUUAGAGAAUUAGCCAAUAGAAUAAAACUUGAUGAUAAUAAUAAUUGUCUUAGUGACAUUGGGACAAAUAUUAUGAUGAGAAAUAAUGAUAUAAGAAACUUAAGAGAAGAAAUUUUUAAUAGACGUCAACAACUGCUACAUUUACAACAGCGGAGGCGACGGCGGCAGGAGCAGCAACAACAACCCAAUAAUAUACUAGGAGAAGAUGAAGAUGAGGAUGAAGAUGGUUUAAGUGACUCAUAUACUAGUAGGCGACAAAACUUUGAUCUUGAUGAGGAUGAGGAUGAGCGUGAAGAACUUGAUGAAUUAUUUGCAGAACAGAAUAGGUUAGAACUUUCUAUUUCGCAAGGAGACAAUAAUGAGGAACUAAAUAAUAAUAAUGAUUAUGAACAAGAAACAAAUGACAUUGACACAGUUGAAGAUGAACAUGAAGUUGAUAUUGAAAAUGGUGAUGAUGGGUUAGAUGAAAAUAAUAUAUUUUAUGAUGGACCAGCAGAUACCAUUUCAUCAUUAUCAUCAAACAGUCAACACCAAGACAAUGAUUUUUUUUCCUAUAAGGAAACACAUUGGCAAUUUUAUAUUGGAGAUCAACGUAUUCCACUUGAUAUGACAAUUUAUGCAGCUAUUCAUUGGUAUAUUACAGCUGAUUCCAAAUGGGACUUGGAUCAACAAUAUGAGAUAGAGUUAAAAUAUUCAAGUGAACCAUAUGUUGUAGACCCAAAUUUACCACCUAAACUUGAUUGCAAAGUUAUUGAAAAAAACAAGUCAACAUUGGAACUUUUAAAACAAUUACACUGGUUGUACACUAAUACAAUUGAAGAUGAAAGUUAUCAGAGCAAUUUAUUUUUAUUUAAAAAUAUGGAGGAGCUUUUAAAUAAAAAAUUAAAAGAGCCAAUAGCAAUUUUGACAGGAAUAUAUCCAAUUUGGGUAUAUUCUGUUUUUCAUAACUAUCGAUUCUUAGUUUCAGGAAGGAAUCAAUUCAAAUUAUUUAAGGCACAAGUUUUUGGUAUACGUAUGUAUAAUGAGCGAGAUCAAGAUAUAUCUGGAUUUUCUAAAAAGGAAUUUAAUAUGAUUAAAAGAAUGUUACCAAUUUGGAAAGACAAAGAAAUACAAACACGUGAUAAAGUGUUUGAUUGGGCAUUGAAACGACUUGAAAAGGUGACCAGUCUUUCAAACAAACUUAAAAUCAAAUUUAGAGGAUUAGGAGGAGUAGGCCUUGGAGUUACUCGUGAUUUCUUUACUAUUUUGUCAGAGGAAUUUUUCAAGAAAAAUAAAAGAAUGUGGAUUAAUAAUAACUCGGUGGUAUGUGAAGGGGAAUUUGUACAACCAUAUAAAUCAGGAUUAUAUCCUGCACUAAUUGGAGAUGAAGGAGAACUUAAUAAACAUAUAGAAGGAGAUGAUGACAAAGAAAUGGAUUUAAAUAUGAGCAAAAUAUUUUUAACACUAUUAUUGAAAGAUUUAAACGAAAAUAUAAAAUAUGAUUAUGGUAUUGAUGAAAUAGAAGGGUUGUAUGAGCCAUUGGUUAGAGAAUUAAAAAAAUUUAAAUCAACAGAUGAUUGGCCAGAUUUUUAUAUACCAUCACCACCAGCAUUUAAUGAGAUUAACUUUGAGGAGGAGGAAACUGGUAAAACAGUAGCAAAAUAUCAAAAUAUUUUUAUAGAGUAUUUUUUUAAUACAGGGAUAAAUAGACAAAUAAAUUGGUAUAAAUUAGGAUUUGAACAUUUGUUUCCAUUUAAAUAUCUUAAAUAUUUAGCACCGACACCAACUGAGUUUACUUAUUUCUUUUGUGGUAAAACCAAGGAAGAUUGGACAUUAAAUACACUACAAAAGUAUGUUCAAAAGAAAAAUCAAUCACCAAUAAAUGAUAAGGAUUAUACGAUGAUAUUAAGGAUUAUGAGUAAUCUUGAUAAGAAAGAUCGUAGGAAAUUGUUAAGAUUUGCAACUGGUUGUACAAGACUUCCAAUUGGUGGAUGGGAAGUAUUGGGGCUUAAUCUUGAUGCAUUUCCGAUUGAGGAAGCACAUUAUUAUCCUGUUGGUAGAACAUGUCAUAAUUGUAUUAUAGUUCCACCAAAUAAUGAAGAAGCAGAAUUAAAAAGAAAAUUAAUUUAUGCAAUUUAUAAUCAAGCUGAAAUAGAUAGAGAUUAA
Molecule: messenger RNA, 2493 nt
Organism: Entrophospora sp. SA101
Lineage: Eukaryota; Fungi; Glomeromycota; Glomeromycetes; Entrophosporales; Entrophosporaceae
Source: the annotation of a GenBank genome assembly